CAGACAAACCAGUAUCACCCUCAUACCAGUUUAGUGCUGGCAUUCAGAACGAUCGGUGUGCUGGAAAAGUGUUCUGAUUAACAACUUUCUGUGAUGGUGUAUAAAUCCUAGCCAAUCAGACUCGAAGAAGAGUUUCACCUGUUCUGAUUGACAAAGUUCAAGGAUUAAUUGUGCUUUGUAUUCUGAUUGUAAUUUAAGUUGAAGAUCGGUGCUAGGGUGUUAUGUGGGGUCUGAUUGCCACAUUGAAUAUACCAUCAGAUCUGUGACAGUGUAUAAAAUAAUAAUCACUCAGAAAAUACAAACAACUAUGUACAUUAUCUGAUUAUCUCUCGAAUUCAUGUCAAUUUAUGCAAUAGUAUAAGUUCUGAUUGUCAUUUGAUGUCUGUGUCUUCUGAUUGCUACUCAGAUUGAAGGCAACUAGACGCAUAUACAGGUACAAUGUCGACGAGGAGAUUCCGAACGAACCAACAACUACCUGUGAUAAUGGUGGCAUUAAUUAGCAUGAUAUCGAUAUACUGCGUCUUCUCAAGUUUCACCUCUACUUCCUUCCAGUCAGACACAGCAGAUGACACCAGGCUGAAGGAAAUCAGAAAAUCCCUUCAUGGACGAGUUGUGAGAAAUAAUGAUGAGGUGAAAUUGGAAGGUUUUGGCUGGAUGCUGUGGCGUGAUGAUGACCCGGGGAGUCCUUGUGUCAACCUUAAAACCAGGUUCGGCUGGAAUCUAGUGAGGGUGUGGUUGGUAUCAUUCCCUUCGUCAGGCAACACGUGGACCCGUUACCUGCUGGAGGCGUCGACGGGGAUCUUCACGGGAUCUGUGUUCAAUGACAAGACUCUGUUUAACGCAGGGUUCCUGGGUGAGAAGGAACCUCCUGACAGCGGGAGAACCAUAGUACAGAAGACACAUGGAGGUUCUCUUAGUGGUAACCCGAAGGAAGAUUUACUCGAUAGAUACCUGUUAAUUAACUCCACUUUACCUGCCAUCCUCCUUCUGAGACACCCUGCUAAAUCCUUCAUCUCCUACUGGAAGCUACUAAGGACUCGUAACGCCAAGGAUAAACACACGGGCCAGCUGUCUGAGAAGAUGUUUGAGACUAAUUCUUUCCACAGGUAUGUUGAGCAGGUAACUCGACUCUGGGAACAGCUGGCAGUCGAUACCUUGUUGUGGAGUGUAGGGCCUCUACACGUCGUUCAUUAUGAGGACCUGGUUGCUGAUACCGACCAUCACCUGCGUCAGCUGCUGUACUUCCUCAGAGUACCAAUGGACGAAGAUCGACUAUCCUGCGUUAGAUCACACUUAACGGGGAACUUUAAGCGCGUCGGCAACAAGGAAUUGGAUCCCUUUACUACAAGAGAGAAGAUAAAGAUGACCUUAGCCAUUCAGAGAGUCAAUCGUCUAUUACUUGUCUUAGGUUACCCUGAGUUUCCAUACAUUGAUAACAUUUUCCACAACACGACGCAAUUUAAUGGUGCGCGAUGAAUGGGGCUAAGU
This is a messenger RNA of Homarus americanus (American lobster), 1488 nucleotides long. Its product is annotated as WSC domain-containing protein 1-like. The transcript is spliced from 10 exons. Bases 439 to 1476 code for a protein of 345 amino acids. Gene Ontology annotation, molecular function: sulfotransferase activity. Lineage: Eukaryota; Metazoa; Arthropoda; Malacostraca; Decapoda; Nephropidae. The record is from RefSeq and is a predicted model, not a curated record.